ACACGGCAGUCACCGCGUCGCGGUUACCAAGGGGUGGAGAAGGCAGUGGCAGGCGCCACCGUGGAGCGGCCCCGAGAUCCUCAGGAGGCUCGCAGGCGCGCAUCCCGCCUGACCGGGACGUCUGCCCCGCGGACGCCUCGGAGGCGGAAGCGACGCCGGAGGCAGGUGAAGAAACAAAAAAAAAAAGAAGUCAAGGGGCCUUUCCCAAGGCCAAAUAUCAAGAAGAUGGCCUCCUCAGGAAUCUACAAGCUGGAUGAUGGGAAUCCUUACCUGAACAACUGCUUUCCAGCCAAAAAUCUGCUUCGCAUGCCAGAGGAAGGCCGAGGAUACUGGUUAGUGGCUCGGAAAUGUAACCUCAAGAGGAGGCCCAAGGGUGUGGUUGAGGCACCAGCAGAAGGUCAGGAAAGCCAGAAGAAGGUUUCUUUAGAGGUCGGAGGGAAGAAAGGGUCUCGACGGGAAAACCAAGUGGACAUUCCUGGACGUGUACUGGACCGGGCUUUUCUGCUGAAGCACCACUGUGUGAGGAAGCCAUCGGACCUGUGCAACGUUAAUGUCAGCGGCCUGAAGUUCUCCAAGGCUAAGGAAAAGGACUUCAAGCAUUUUCAUUCUGUGAUUUACGUCAAUGCCUCAGAAAACCUCCUGCCUCUAGAGGCAUUUCACACAUUUCCAGCCUUAAAGGAACUGGAGCUCGCAUUUAACGGCAUCAAAACAGUCUACGUGAAAUAUGGAGACUUUAAGUUCUUGGAAUUCCUGGACCUUUCCUUCAACAGCCUGACUGCGGAGGCCAUUUGUGAUCUGGGGAUUCUGCCACACCUCCGGGUCCUGCUCCUCACAGGCAAUGGGCUCACCUCCCUGCCACCCAAUUUGGCUGUCACAGAGCAGGAGGCAUCUGUAACAUCACUGACAAGAAAGAGGUAUAUCCUGAGGUUCCCAGCGCUGGAGACACUGAUGCUGGAUGACAAUGAACUCUCCAGCCCCAACUGCUUUGCCAGCCUGGCUGGGCUCCGGAGACUGAAGAAGUUAAGCCUGGACCAAAACAAGAUUUUCCGGAUCCCGUACCUACAGCAGGUUCAGCUCCGAGAUGGGUCAGGGGACUGGGUUGGAGGCAGGGGGAGUCCCCGGAAAACCAUGCUGCAGCCCAAGUCUUGGAUGUUUGAGGCCUCAGAGGAGCAACCGGAUUAUACUGUACUGCCCAUGAAAAAGGAUGUUGACCGGACAGAGGUUAUAUUCUCAUCUUACCCUGGAUUUUCAACCUCAGAGACAACCAAGGUAUGUGCACUUCCUCCCAUAUUCGAGAUUCUUCCCGUGAAGUCACUGAAGGCCAGGAACCAGACGCUAGCCCCGCCCUUCCCAGAGCUGAGGUACCUUAGCCUGGCCUACAACAAGAUUGCGAAGGAAGAUGCCAUCCUGCCGGUAGCUCUCUUUCCAUCUCUCUGUGAGCUCAUCUUUCAUAACAACCCUCUGGUGGCCCAUACACGAGGGGUCCCUCCACUGCUAAAAAGCUUCCUCCAGGAGCGGCUGGGGAUCCACUUAAUUCGAAGGAAGACAGUCAAGGCUAAGCACCAUAUUUUGAUGCCUCGGAAGGACUCACGGAAGGUGAAAACCCAAGUCCCAAAGGUGCCAAAGCAGCCUCUGCUUCUCCAUCACCUACCUAUGACCACAGUCAAGUCUUCCUCGAAGGAGAUGCUGGAGUCAGAGGCAGGGCUGACUGAAGAGCUGUCCACUGCCAAAAGCACUUCUCUGAAGCCAGAGAUGCCUAUCGAGGGCUUGGAGGGCCUUUCUGUGUCCCACCGGACAUUUCUGCCACUGCCUCCCAUCUGCUCCAACUCCACGGUGCAGAGUGAAGAGUCUACAUCCCACCGGAGCAACACAGCCCACCGCCUCAGCCUGGAGCACCCAUCGGAUGAGGACACCAAGAGCACAGAGUCCAUCUUCUUGACCCAGGUUAGUGAGCUGCCUUCCUCCACCCUCCAGAGGGAGGAUUCAGAGAUGAAGGAGAAAAACCAAAGAGCACCACGCACAGCACCCAGAGAGUUGAAGAAGACUCGGAGGAAGCUCCCAUCUGCCUCCAUCCCCAGCAAGUUCCAUGGCUAUGAGGAGCUGCUGACAGCCAAGCCUGAUCCAGCCUUCAUUGAGCCGAAGGGAAUCCAGAAGAAUGCCCAGGCUCUGCAGCACAUGCUGAAGCACCCACUGCUGUACCGCUCCUCCAAGCCCAGGCUCGACACUCUUCAGAAACACUAUGUUCCCAAGGAGAAACGGGUAAACCUCUGCCUCCCGAGUGCGAAUGGCCCCUCAGGACUGCCACAGGCCCAGAGGCUCCCUAUUCCACCCCCAAGGAAGACUCGAGCCCAGCUGCUGGAUGACAUCCUCAUUCGCAUGCGGGACCCCCGGAACAUUACAGAGGCUCCACUAGGAGCUGUCCUGCACCAGCGGAAGGAGCAGCGGCUAGUGAACCAGAAGCAGUAUCUGGAGGCCAAGCGGCUGCUGAAGGAGUUUCGGGCACGCUACCGGAGGCUGGUGCGCUGCUCGCUGCGGACGGUGUUCAGGGCCACUGCGCCGCCCCCAGCCCACCCGGCGCUGAGCGAGGGCCAGCCUAAGUUCGGCCGUUUCCUCGAAUUCAUGGAUGAGUUCUGCCAGGAGCCCACGGCAGGUGACUCAAAAGGCUAGGGCUGUGCACGGGGCCAUGCGCACCACCCGUCCUGUGCCCCACACUCUCCCAGAGGGCUUCAUGCCCUCCACUGAACCUCGGGGCUGGCUGGGCCAGGUGCGGGCCUCUGAGUUUGGCUCGGCCUUACUCACUGGCUGCAGAGUGGGGAGCUCGUCAGGACCUCCCCUCUCUGGGCCAGGCAGGCCCCAGCGCCUGGCACAGCAGCAAUAAAGAGUGGGUGCAUAGAGCAAGGUAGCCUGCGUCCUGUCUUGGAGACUGGGCUGGGCUGUCACACUGGAGAAGGAUCCCCGGCUGAUGCGCAUCCCUAAAGCCCUGUGGGAAACAUGCCAGAGCCCCACAUGUCCAACUGUGAUUGCUGUGAUAAGCACUAGGACAGAAAACGGGGUUGAUGGAACAGAGAUGCAGCACAGAAUCCGAGGCUCAGAGAAGUUAACUAACUCACCCACAGCCAAUAAAGUGUGUGUGUUGGGGUGAGGUUGAGAGGGCAAAACUGAGCCUCCAGGCCCCAGAAAUGGUCCUUUUUCUAUUGGGCAGCUUUUUCCAUUGUGAAGGCAAAUGGGGGGUGAGGGGGAAGAGAGGAUUGGGAAUUCCCUUAUCAGAUGGCCAUGGCCACAAAGGUGGGACAAGUUGAGGGGAGGGCUUAUGUGCAGUUUCCCAAGGUCCUCUAACC
This is a messenger RNA of Diceros bicornis minor, 3338 nucleotides long. It is a transcript of the gene XRRA1, whose product is annotated as X-ray radiation resistance associated 1. Lineage: Eukaryota; Metazoa; Chordata; Mammalia; Perissodactyla; Rhinocerotidae. Gene Ontology annotation, cellular component: nucleus. The record is from RefSeq and is a predicted model, not a curated record. Gene Ontology annotation, molecular function: protein binding.